AUGGAGGACGCUCCACCCAUCGAGGAAAUGGCAGUUUCCAUAGGGGAUGGAGCAAUCAAUCAAGUUUUUGGCCUUCCAGAAAAGAUUGAAAUUGACGUGUUCAGCGGCAUGGACCGACUGGAGGAGCCCGAGGACUUUGACCUUUGGCUGCGCAACACAACCCGUCUUCUGAAGUCUGCUGGCUUAGACAAGCUAGUUGAUAUCCACAUCCCAAGACCUGAAGUACAGAAUGAGGGAUCCAAGCGCUGGCUGCUUUACUCAAAGUUAGUACAACACUAUCUGUCGGAGAGUAUUGCAGAUGGUCUGUUGGCAAAUAUUGCGUCCCGAGGAAAAUCCAUCAAGCUUGCCGACGAAUUCGUCGACGAAGCGAAAAGGGCCUUCCAAAAUCCGGGAAUAUACGCAGACUUGGAUGGAAUUGCCAGUAUUUGCUCUAUUCAGCUGUCGAAUCACAAGACAGCCCAGGAGUUUGUAUGGGAGUUCAGAGAGCACUGCAAGCGUCUUUGGGAUUUGCAAAUUAGCAUCCCACCUUAUGUCGCAAUCUGCAAGUUGAUUAACCAACUUGACACCAUGGAAACAAAAUUUGUCGUGGCUUCAACAAUUGCGGAUCUGCACAGACGAGCGGAAACGAUGAAUCUGUGGACUGGAUUUGAACAAGUGGACUUUCAUGUGGUUUCUUUCAACAUCAUCCAGCGCCUUGAAGCGGAAAUGCAAGAUCAUGACAGACCGAGAUUCAGGAUGCCUCUGCUGGAGAGUGUGGGGAAUAAGCUCGACUUCGAAUCUGUUGACAAAGAAUUACAAAACUUCAAAGCAUCGCUUGACCAGCAUGCUGUGAAAGUACCCGAUGUCGAUCAGUCUGUUCGAGAUCUGAAAAGGUUUACCAACGCUGAUCGAAAGCACUUUCCUAAAGCCGGAGUCAACAGAGCCGCCUACGCACAGCAGCUACGCGAUACAUUGGGCGAACUGGAAAGCAAGGACUGCGCCUAUUGUGGACAAAAGUUUCACACCGCUGCAAAGUGCUUUUACCUCAAUCCAUCCUCCCGCCCAAAGCAUUGGAGGCCGGAUCCUAGAAUCUGGGUCUUCAUGUACGGAGUAGUGGGAGAAGAGGAACCUAUCCCAGCGAAGAAGCUCGUAGUAAGUCCGACUGAAAACAACAAAGUGGUGACACCUCCGGAGAAGAAGCCCCGAGAAAGCUUGACUGGAAAUAAGAAAGUGCAGACACCCACAGUGAAGAAGCUCGAAGAAAGCUCGCCCCAAAACAUCAAAAUGGAGCCAAUCGCAGUGAAGAAGCUCGAAGCAAGCCCACCCGGAAACAACAAAGUGGAACCAAUCACAGUGAACAGGCUUGAAGAAAGCCCACCCGGAAACAAACAAGUGACAGUGAAGAUGCCAGCUGAGAAUCAAAGCGCAUUAAAGCCGAAAGGGGUUAUAACAAAGGAAGCAACAGGUGAAAACUCGUCGGUUGAAUCCCUGACCAAAUGUGAUACGGAUUCACCUUUUGUCGGAUCUGCAUUUGACACGUCCAACUCAUUCACUGCGUCAAAGUGCGACUGGCUUGUGCUUAAAGGCCCCGGCCACCAUAUUUGUGCUGAUCUGACUGCCAUGACCGAGUACUAUGAAUAUGGUCCCGAAGAUAUUCCAUUUGAAUGGACGUGGAACGCCCGGGGAAAACGCUCCGAAGCUCACGCUGUUGGAAAGGGCAAGGCAAAGAUCAGCCUGUUGUGCGAAGACCGUGCCACAAUCAUGAAGCUUUUCGUUGAUUGCUACUACUGCCCGGAUUCUCGGUUCAGUCUACUCUUCAUCGAGAAAGCCGAGAAGGAUCUCCUUCUUGAAUACAAUGAUGAAACCAAAGCCUUGCAUGAUAAGGAGAACGACAUGAAGAUCGUCGGAUACACGGUCAAUGAGCAUGGUCUAUCAUUCUUAGGUACCUUGGACUCGACCAUCAAAGAGGUCAAUUUGAUGGACAUGGACUGA
This is a messenger RNA of Penicillium pulvis, 1971 nucleotides long. RefSeq lists its product as uncharacterized. Lineage: Eukaryota; Fungi; Ascomycota; Eurotiomycetes; Eurotiales; Aspergillaceae. The record is from RefSeq and is a predicted model, not a curated record. The transcript has a single exon. Bases 1 to 1971 code for a protein of 656 amino acids.